AUGUCCACCGAACGCAAGCCGAUCACGAUCUACGGCCAAACCAGCAGUCCCGAUCUCUCAAGUCUUCAAAUCUUGUUGAAGGAACUUGGAAUCGCUUAUAACGGCCCCAAAGCCCCCUCAGCUGACGAAAAGGAGCACCUGGACUACCUCGUCGUCAAUGCAGAGGGAGGCGAGCCUUGCAUUCAAGACCCCAACACCCAGACCGUCUUGGGUGAGAUCGGCGCCGUGUUUGAAUACUUGGUAUCCAACUAUGACAAAGAUCACCGAGUCAUUUUCCGCCGAGGUACUCCGGAAUUCUGGCUCGCUAAGCAAUGGCUGUGUUUCCACGUGGCGGUGCAAGCUCCGGUCUUUCGACAAGCACAGUGGUUCAAAACAUCUCAAUCUCGCGAGGAGAAACUCUUCGGCGGCGCGACAGGACGCUUCAUCCAGGAAGUCCAGCGCGUUACGGCUGUCUUGGAGAGCCAAUUGGCGAAACAGGAACAGAAGUAUCCCGGUAGCGGUGGCCCAUGGGUGGUUGGGGAUAAAUUGUCCUUUGUCGACCUCGCCUUGAUCUCGUGGCAGACGAAGAUUGGGACCAUAUUGGAAAAGGAUGAAUAUGACGGGACGAAGUAUCCUCAUUUACAAUCGUGGAUUGAUAGAUUGACUUCGUUGCCAUCGAUGCAGCAGUUCUGCAGGUAUGGUAGCUAG
Messenger RNA from Fonsecaea multimorphosa CBS 102226, 687 nucleotides. RefSeq lists its product as uncharacterized. The transcript has a single exon. The record is from RefSeq and is a predicted model, not a curated record. The coding region runs from base 1 to 687 and encodes 228 amino acids. NCBI's taxonomy places the organism in Eukaryota, Fungi, Ascomycota, Eurotiomycetes, Chaetothyriales, Herpotrichiellaceae.